CCGGAUAUUACCGGAUUUUUGGUAAGCCGCCAGCUUCCCAGCCGGUCCAGGGCGUAUCGCUCGGUAAUCCGUAUCACCGGCUUGUGAGUCGCUGGGCUCAAAGGCGGUGGGACAAAUUUUUUGUCGGGGGCACUCUUAUCAAAAUUUUGGACUCCGCUUUGCGCUCAGUCUACAACGCAGUUGUUCAGAUUCAGUCAUGGGUAAAAAGAGAAAGGCCGGCGGUCGACCAGCGGCCAACAAGACUCCUGAGGAAGAGAACUACAAGUUCGACGUUGAAGAGCGAUUCGACGAUUCCGCAGAUGAGUUCCAGACCGGCCGCGACCAGGUUCUGCUGGAGGAAGCGCCAGAGGCGAAGAGACGGCGGAAGCUGGCUGAGGAAGAAGAGGCACUACAACCAUCCGAUGAGGAAAUCCUGGGUUACGAGUCGUUUGACGAAGAGCUGGAUGAAGACGACGAUAUGGACGAUGAAGACGAUCUAGAUCAAUUCCAAUCUAAGAAGAAGCGUGGUGCUAGUCCGGGGUCUGGCGACGAAGACGAGGAGGGCAUUGCCGCCUGGGGCUCUUCUAGGAAAGACUUUUACAAUGCCGACCAAAUCGAAACUGAAGCUGACGCCCUGGAAGAAGAGGAGGAAGCUAAGCGACUGCAGCAGAAACACUUACAGGAAAUCAACGAAGAGGAUUUCGGGUUCGAUGAGGAGGAAUGGGCUGAGUCCGGCAAAGGCCCAGAGGAAGCCAAGGCCGAAGCUGGGGAGGUAACUGAGGUUUUGCCGCAGCUGGAAAUUACAGACGACAUGGGCACCGAGGAGAAACUCAAGAUUCUCAAAUCAAGAUACCCCGAGUUUGAGCCCUUGGCAAAAGACUUUGUCGACCUGCAGCCCACCCACCAAGCGCUGGCGGAGGCCGCAAAAGCUGCCAAACAGGACGAUGUCGCGGACCACGCACCCGUCACCGUCGUCAAAUACCGCGCUCUGUCCGCUUAUCUUGGUGCAAUUAGCAUGUACUUCAUGCUCCUCACAUCGGCCGGCGGAUCUUCAGACGACAGUACUACAGUCUCACCAGCUCAACUACGAUCGCACCCAGUCAUGACUUCGCUCGUAAAUUUCCGAAAGCUUUGGGAUACAGUCAAGGAUAUUACGCCUGUUGAAGUGAAACCCAGGAAAGAUAUCUCCGAGAUUGAAAGCGACAUGGAAAUGGACACGCCAGAAGUCAUCACAACCGAAAGCAAGAAGACCAAGGCGACAAAGACGGACAAGAAAGAGAGGAAGCCCACAAGGGCAGAACGUGCCGCAGAAGCAGCACGAGCCGAAGCCGAAGCCCGACGAGCAAAGAGACUUGAAGAGACAGAGGCCAACCUUGCAGGCCUAUCGAAUCUUGUCACAGCGCCCGGCCGGAAACGAGUAGUCCAGAAGGCCAAGGGCCCAUCGAAGGACGCUGACGACUCCGACUUUGGUGACGAGGACGCUCUUACUACCAAGGAAGCCGAAGAGAAAGCUAAACAGAAACGCUCUCUCCGCUUCUAUACAUCACAAAUCGCACAGAAAUCGAACAAGCGCAGCGCAGCCGGCCGCGACGCUGGUGGUGAUGCCGAUAUUCCUUACCGUGAGCGCUUGAGGGACCGCCAGGCUCGCUUGAAUGCGGAAGCCGAACGACGUGGUAAACAGAAGCCACAGGGUGCAGAAGAACUCGGCGGCGACAGCGACGAGGAGGACCACCGGGUCAGAAAGGAGCUCCGUGGCAACGACGCCUCCGGCUCAGACGACGACGAUUACUAUGACAUGGUUGCGGCGCGCACCAACAAGCGCAAGGGCGAUAAGAAGGAGGCUUAUGAGGCCGCUGCUCGCGAAGGCGGACGCGUUGAGAUCCAGGAGGAAAUCGGACCUGACGGGAAACGUGCCAUCACCUACCAGAUCGAGAAGAACAGGGGUCUUGCGCCUAAGCGUAACAAGCUCAACCGCAACCCUCGUGUCAAGAAGAGGAUGCGGUUCGAGGCUAAGAAGAAGAAGCUCAGCAGUGUUCGCCAGGUCUACAAGGGUGGCGAGGGUGCUGGUGGCUAUGGUGGUGAACUUACUGGUAUCAAGAAGAACCUGGUCAAGAGUGUCAAGCUCUAAGCUUCUCCUCUCUUUUUUGGGUGUCUUCAUUUUCUGCUCACUAGGAUACAUCGUGGCGUUUGAGUAGUGUGGUUAAAAGCCUGAUUCGAGUGUAUAUAGAACUGUUUAUGAUACAACCUUGCGCCUAUUUGGACAAUUUUGUCAUAUCACUACACUUACUUCGGUAAAUCUCCUACCCGAGACGAGUGAGAACAAAGCACAAUUAAAACAGAAAGAGAUAAGAUUUCAACUGCAGUAAAACAGGUGACAUCCGCCAGCUGCUCACCUGCUCCAUAGCGGACCAAGAAUAUAUAAUUUGUCCCUGCAACAACCACCUCAAGUCACAAGCAACCCUUCCAGCAUCCCCCUAAUAUCACCCUCACAACCAGGAGAAAAAUCUAUACUGAGAAAAUUUCUAGCCAAUGCAUCCUGGAAUUGAGUUUUCAGUCAAACUUUUAAUGUGACCCAAGAAAAAUGAAGACGUCCUUACAGCUUCUUGCAACGCCUGCAUCUCCUCUUCAGAAAGCUCUGCACAAGCCGCGAUCAAGUCCUCGCCACGCACAGCAAG
Messenger RNA from Aspergillus calidoustus, 2654 nucleotides. The record is from the annotation of a GenBank genome assembly. Lineage: Eukaryota; Fungi; Ascomycota; Eurotiomycetes; Eurotiales; Aspergillaceae.